GCAAGGUUUUACAGCGCGCAAUGGAGGCGCUCCAAGGCGCAGCGAUCGGGAAUGCGUUGCCGCUCGGCGAUCCUUCACUCUCAGAAAUCCAGAAAAUGGAGAGCGAGAGGAGAUUGUGCGGCAUUUGCGACGCCAUUGUCGUGGAAAGGGGUUUGCUCGACUGCUGCGACCAUAUGUUUUGUUUCUCGUGUAUCGAGGACUGGGCUACCGUGACGAAUCUAUGUCCAAUGUGCAAGGCACAGUUCAAGUUCUUGACGUUCUUGGCGACUAAUGACGAAGCGAUUCAAGGAAGGAAUGAGAAUUCUUUCGUUGAAACAAGGGUGGCUGAAGAAGCCUUCUCUUAUUUUAUUGAUGAGGAGGCUAUCGCGUGCCUUGAUGGCGAUGACUGCAAGCUCCGCAUGCAAGCACUUCAAACAGCGUUCGUGGAUACAUCCGUGGCUUGUGAUAAAUGCGAUCGCUGGUACCAUGCUUGCUGUGUUGGCUUUGAUCCUGGGAAACCAAACGAGCGAACCUGGCUCUGUCCAAGGUGUGCUCUCCCUAACGAAGCCGUGGCUGACGAGCAAAAGGAAACUGUUACGGAGAAAAGUGCUAAACAUGAAGAGGUUGCUGCGUCGAUGAGCUUCGCUUUCAUGGAAACAGGAGAGUCGGCUAUUGUGAUAUCCAUGGUUGGCGGGAAGGAAGGCAAUGCGCAAGCGGAGCCUAGUAGUUUACCACCUUCGUCAUCGCUUCCAGAGCCCCAGGAACACACAAGCCUUGACAAGCUUCUUGAAGAUUUGGGCAAGCAAAAUGCAUCUGUUCAUAACGACGAAGAGGGGCAAGAGCUUGAGGAGUUCGAAGAGGAACAAGAGUUUAAGCACGACGAGAAAGACGUAGAAGAGGAGUUUGGAAACUUCGGAGAGGAACAGCAGCUGGAAGAUUUCGGUUUUGAAGAUGCUGAGGAAGAGCAAGAGCUGGACUUUGUGGAAGAGCAACAACAGGGACAGGAGGUAGAAGAUUCUGAACAGAGAGACGAAGAACCUUGUCAAGAUUUUCAGGUGGAGCCUCAGGUUUCGAUUGACAGAGAAGACGUCGGACAGGAGUUGGCUGGGCCAGCCACGGACUUUGUUCCAUCCGAGACUCUUCAAAACGUGACAUCAGAAGCCGACGUCGAGAUGAAAAUCGAAGAACUCGUCAGUGAUGAUGACUCCGACGUUAAACUCAGGCAUCAGGUUGUCAAAGGUCGCGCUGUAGCGGAGGAUUCUUCAGAAAAGCAAAACCAGACAGAUGGGAAAGGCGUGAGAACCAGAAUUAUAAUGAGGAGGGAUGUAGACGACCAAUCUCUUGCUGAAAAAAUUCGCCGGCAAGUUGUAGAAGCGGCUGGUGGCGAUGGAGCACAAGUAUCCAACGAAAAUCUAUUGGCUGCUUACAAGGCAGCAAUCGUCAAACGGGAUGGACCAAAGCAGAAAAAGGCGGUCGACACUGCCAGGAAAAACUUGAAGAGAAAGCUAUAUGGUGGUAUACGUGGUCGCCAGGUUUAUGAUAGGGACUGGGACGUCGCAUUUUGGAGGGACAAGGUCCUGGGUGACAAGCGAAGAAAACCGGAACAAGAAGAGGCAGAGAACACCGAGUCUACUCCUCAGCAACCUGAUUCGAUACUUGACAGGCUCUGCUUUGCCGACUGCUCAUUGCUUCCGAAGAAGGAGGGCUUCCGGCCUCCGCCAGUGACCGAAGACAAGCCAAGGCCGAAGCCGACCUUACACCAAGCUUCCAAAACGUUGGAAGUGAAAACUGAGGUGCCGGCCGAUGGAAAUGCUGAGAAGGACAAGAAACAAUGGGCGCUUGAGCUUUUGGCGAGGAAGAACAAGCAGCAAGUCCGGUCCACUCAUGAUACAUUGAAGGGAAACUUCGUGCAUCUGCCAAAACUUCCUAUCGACAUGAGACCAUCUAUAGAGCCUAAUCCUCGAAGCAAAAUUCCGAGUGCUGUUAGACAGAUUCAGCUGAACCGGUUAACGGACCACUACUUGAAGAAGGUCAAGAUUGGAAGAAAUCAAGCUUCCGAGGAUGCAGUGAACGCUGCGCUUUCGAAGGAAGCUGAGAUCUUUUUAAGAUCGAACAGUAAAGGCGUCUAUGUCAAUCUCUGUGCAAGGGCUUUGGCUCAAGGAGACGCUCCACCAGCUAAGGCCAACGUCGAGACGAACAAGGAUGUUGUUGCUGAAGCCUUGGUGGCGGCCGGUUUGGUUUCAGAUUCUCCUCCCGGAAGUCCUCUCCCUCAAGAAGAAGCGGCUGCUCAACCGGCUGCUCAACCGGCUGCUGAUGUUAUUGAAGCUCCAGAGGCACAAGAACCAUCUCGGGGUACCGAGGUUUUAACGAAUCCAGGGUCGGGGAAGCAGGGAAUAACUGCGUUACUCGAGCAUCUCAGGAAAGAAGAGGAACCAGAAUUACCGGGACUGGAACCAGUUUGUACUCCUUCAGAAUCCAAACAAGAACAAGCGGAUGUCAAAAGCGAAAGCUUACACGUUCCGGAAGGUGGCUCAAAUGCAGCUGACGAAAGUGACUCAAAUGCAACGGAUGCUACUGUGUCUGCGAAACAGGAAGAUACUACAGCUCUGACAAACGAAGAAACAGUCAAAGAAAAGGAGGAGGAGAAACAGAAGCCGUGCAAAGUUGCAGAUAGCGAAAAAGAUAUUGAGAAGACCGUUGAUCACAAGGAAGGUGUCAAGAACCAAGAAAAUGCGAAAGUUGAGGCCAUAAAACCCGAGCAAGACCCUACAGCCACCAAAGCUCACGUGGACAGGCGCACGGACAGAAGCUCGAGAAAACACCCGAGGGAUCCCGCCAGGCCGGACAGGCAUGCGGCGAGGAAGAAGGAGAAAGUCGGCCCCGAGGACCCGAUGAGCGACGAAAAAUUCUCGGAGCUGGACAGCCGCAUCGACCGAGUCAGGAACAGCAUCGCGCAGCAGUUCGGCGAGAACAGCGACAUCGCCCAACAGAUACGUGAGAGCUCCGGGAGCCAAGCUCCAAAGCCUCGAAAGCCAACGCCGGAUCAUCCUCGAAAGCACCAGAGAUCGUCUCCAUCCGUGCAAGAACAGGUGGAAAUGUAUGUCAAGGAACACAUAAGACCACUGUACAAGAGUGGUGUGAUCAUGGCCGAGCAAUACCAGUGGACUGUGAGCAAGACUACUGCCAAAGUUAUGCAGCAUCACAAGGACGCUCCCUCGGCGGAAUUUCUCAUAAGCGAAGGCGGAAGAGUGAAAAAAUUGGCCGAGCAAUACUUGCAAAGGUUUGCGCAAGAGAAGAAGGAAUCAAAGUAAUAAAAAAAGUAUCGUCUUUUUGGCCACGUU
Selaginella moellendorffii is the source of this 3320-nucleotide messenger RNA. RefSeq lists its product as uncharacterized. Gene Ontology annotation, biological process: protein ubiquitination. The coding region runs from base 21 to 3290 and encodes 1089 amino acids. NCBI's taxonomy places the organism in Eukaryota, Viridiplantae, Streptophyta, Lycopodiopsida, Selaginellales, Selaginellaceae. Gene Ontology annotation, molecular function: ubiquitin protein ligase activity; metal ion binding. The record is from RefSeq and is a predicted model, not a curated record. The transcript is spliced from 14 exons.